AUGGCAGCAAGCGUAAAGAACAAUCCCGAUGUUGCCUCGGACCCAACUGUCGAGGUUGGCUUUGGAGAGUCUACGGCCGUGAGCGAUGGUAAUACCAACACCAAGCGCGGGCUCAAAUCCAGACACACCCAGCUAAUUGCCAUCGGUGGCUGUUUGGGAACUGGUCUUUUUGUUGGUUCAGGGGCCACCUUGGCCAAAGGAGGACCGGCAUUCAUCUUCAUCUGCUACGUAACUGUUUCGAUCCUUGUCUGGAUGGUUGUUACCGCAAUUCAAGAAAUGGCCUCGUAUUUACCCAUCCCAGGAGGCACAAUCGGCUCAUACGCUUCACGAUUCGUCUCUCGCCCUCUCGGCAAUGCCAUGGGCUGGCUCUAUUGGUAUUCAUUCGGGAUCCUCAUUCCCUAUGAACUAACGGCAGCCGGCCUAGUCAUUGAAUACUGGCCAAGCAACAUCAAUGUGGGGAUCUGGCUAACAGUUAUGAUGGUCAUCAUUGUUUGUCUCAACCUUCUGCCGGUUGGCCUCUACGGGGAAACCGAGUUCUGGUUCGCCGGGACAAAGAUUAUCCUUAUCCUCGGGCUACUUCUCCUGUCAUUCAUCCUUUUCCUUGGCGGCGGCCCCAGUGGCGAGCGCCUAGGUUUCCGCUACUGGCAGGAUCCAGGGCCAGUCAAUUAUUGGCUCGUGUCAGGCCCUCCCGGCAUCGCGGCGUCUUUCUUCGGUACCCUGGUCACUUCUGUCUUCCCAUUCACGUUCGGUCCGGAAAUGCUGGUUGUCUCGGCCGGAGAGAUGCAAAAUCCCCGACACAACCUUCCUCGGGCAGCAAGCAAAUUCUUCUGUCGGCUGAUGAUUUUCUAUGUGGGAGGUGUUUUGGCGAUUGGAGUGACUUGUCCGUCCAACAACCCGGAUAUCAUAGCCGGGAAUGCCAAUGCAAAGUCAUCAGCAUUUGUGGUAGCUAUUGUCAACGCAGGUAUUGAUGGUCUGCCGUCUGUUGUGAAUGCCGGGAUUCUGCUCUCAGCAUUGUCAGCUGGGAAUGCAUUCUUAUAUCUCACUAGUCGCUCGCUUUACUCUUUAGCAAAGAACGAUGCAGCGCCCAAGAUCCUCAUGAAAUGCAAUCGAUACGGUACACCGUGGGUCAGUGUUGCUAUUUCUGCGCUCUUCAUCCCCUUGUGCUACCUCAACAUUUUUGAGAGUGGGAGUAUCAUUUUUGGUUAG
Messenger RNA from Clonostachys solani, 1206 nucleotides. The record is from the annotation of a GenBank genome assembly. NCBI's taxonomy places the organism in Eukaryota, Fungi, Ascomycota, Sordariomycetes, Hypocreales, Bionectriaceae.